This is a messenger RNA of Xenopus laevis (African clawed frog), 4698 nucleotides long. It is a transcript of the gene shoc1.L, whose product is annotated as protein shortage in chiasmata 1 ortholog. The record is from RefSeq and is a predicted model, not a curated record. Gene Ontology annotation, molecular function: ATP hydrolysis activity; single-stranded DNA binding. Bases 98 to 4507 code for a protein of 1469 amino acids. Gene Ontology annotation, biological process: resolution of meiotic recombination intermediates. Gene Ontology annotation, cellular component: condensed nuclear chromosome. The transcript is spliced from 28 exons. NCBI's taxonomy places the organism in Eukaryota, Metazoa, Chordata, Amphibia, Anura, Pipidae.
GUGGAAUGCUGGGUAUUGUUAUUCCUGCAGCACCAGGAAGUAGUAAUAACACAGAAGAAAGGGCUGUGAAAACAGAAACACAGUAAUUAAGGCAGUGAUGUUCCCAGCCUUUAAAUUUCAUGCUUUGGACUAUGCAUAUGAGAAUUUUAUGAGACAAAAGAUUUCCAUAUCUUGGAUGAUUAUUCCAUUCCCUAAAGGAAUCCAAAAAAAUGAAAACUAUUGUCACAACAGGAUCUUUGCCAAUGAUAAUUACCGAAGACCCUGGACAAGGACUACAACACUCUCAGGAUGUAAUGUGCAGCAUGGUGAUUCUGUGUUGAAUGAGUGGAAAAACUGCCCCAAAUUUGAUGAUUUUUUGGAUAAGUACCACACACCAGUAUUUUGUCAUAAUGGUAACUUUUUUGAGGUUAUUCCAAGUUCAAACCCCAGUUCCCAGUUAGACUUGGUGGAUAUCUCCAAAAAUACUCAGAAUGAUAAUGUAAAAAGAGAGAUGAUUCAUGAAGACUGUUGGAAGACUGGUAUUGACUCCAUAAUGGAAGAGUCUAUUAAAGACUAUUUUCUUAAAGAGGAAGUUGUAUUUGUGGAUCAUCUUGCAAAUUUUAGGCAUCAUAUGCCCAAUCUGUCUGUCCUCCUAAGCCGCUUGAAACUGAUCCCUGUAGAAGACCCUUUCACAACCUGGCAUAAUGUCUGUUCUGCACAGCAACACCUUCUCAGAAUGGAGACUUUUAAGGAAAGUGAAAAAACAAGUGCAAAUUUAUGUACAGAACAAUUUCACACACUGCCUCUAGAACCUGAAAAGAAUUUCAUGCUGCCUUUUAAACUUGAAGCCAGUAAUGAAACAAGAGCAAAUGGAACCUGUGUAACAGAUCUUAGAAUUAUAGAGCUGACUCCUGAAUAUGUGACACUCGAAAUAAAAGAAGGAGAAAAGGAGGCCGCAGAUCUUUUGACUAAAGCAGUGUUUAAAUUGGAACCUUUUAUAGAGAAAAACUAUAAAUCAGAUGGCUGUAAAGCAUUGUUAGACACAGCUUCAUUCUUUUCUCACCAAGAGGGUGAGCUGGAAGUUCCGUUCACUCCUCCAUUCCCUCCUCAGGAACCUCACCACAUUUCACCUCUGUGUGUUAAUCUCAUACCAGAAGAAAUGUCACCUGCUCCUCAUAUCUUACGAAUCACUGAUGCAUCCAAAGAUAUACUGGAAAACCUGACAUUUAAUUCUGAAAUUUACCCUCUUAUGCUUAAAGUUCCAUCUGUUCAGUACACAGUCCAUCAUUUGACUCUUUGUGAAUUAAAAAAGUUGGUGUCUGUCAGUUUGGAGACUAUGGAGUCACAAGCACUUGUCCCAAUGGAAAAUAACUGGUGGAGUGAAUUGGGGUUAAAUGUGCUGUGUAUUCAUUCCAUAGAGCCACUGAAUGAAACUAAUAUAGCCAGCAAUCUAAUAUCCACCAAAUUACCUGAAGAGUCAUUCAGAAAAAUCUCUAUGGGCCAAGCUGAACGAUUGCUGGAGGAGGCAUUCUUUGAAAAACAAAGAGACACGCUGCAGGAAUGUGAAAAGCAAUCUAAAUCCAAUGACUGUUUCUUUGCAAAGAUAAAACCCUUAUGUUACCCUUCACAAAGGGCUCCAAAUGUGGUUUCUGGAGAUAUGGCUGAUAAUAUAACUCCUAAUGUUUUUUUCAUAGAUAGGCAGGAACACGAUCAUUUAUGCAGCACAGUUCCUUGUUCAAGCACAAGCCAUAAUUCAACAAAUUGUAAAAACUUAGAACCUAGCAAAACAAAUUCAUAUGGAAAUUCUACCUCAAGCAAAAGUAGCACACGCCUUUUGGAAACCCAGACACAUUCAAGUGAUGCAUCAGACUUACUAAAUGCCUUUAUAAUGCUUAGAACCAGAAAACCACAAGACUCGUCCAAUAUCGUUGUUAAAGAGUCUCCUUUAAAAGAAAAUAAAGACCUUGACAUUUCCUGUCCAGAAUCCAAUCUAGAUAACUACUUUACAUGUGAUGAUAUCACUGAACUCAGCUCAAAAGAGGAAGUAGAAUCUCUUCUUCAGUUUAACCACAUUCCACCAGCAGAAAACCAGUGUCUUGCAUACAGAAUCCUUGAAGCAGAAGCCUUACCAGUACUGAACGCACUAGUAGACCUAAAUGUGCCUGCAUGCAUGAACUGGAGGUUUUCAACUAUCUGCUUUGAUAGAACUCGAUUUUUCAUAAGGCAACAAGAAAAACUUGUGACAGACAUCCUUAAUAUGGGUAAGAAAGAAGACAGAGAGAUAAACAUAUUUAAGUAUGCGGCUCUUUUCCAUAUACUUGUGACACUCCGAGAUCUUAUCCUCAUGUGUACAUUUGAUAAAGCACUAGUGUAUUUGUGCAAAGCAAAGGAAAUAUAUAAGAGUGCUCUGGGAGCCAGUUUAGAUGUUGUCUGGAGGAAGCUAAGGAUUGUACAGUUUGUUGGACAAAGGAAUCAAGAAGAAAACCCCAAAGUAAAAGCAUUACAAGCCCUGUUAUUACAGUGGAGGGAAAAGAGGUACCAAGAUGAUUUAAAUUCAAAAGUUCUUAUUAUAACACAGCUGAACCAAGGUGAUGUCCAAUGCAUCAUUCUCAAUGCCCUUUGCAAUGCAGAAGGUAUGAAGACAGUUCACUUGUGCCCUACAAAAGGCAUGUGUCUUGACAAAAAAACUAUUUUGGACAGUUUAAAAGGCUGUUCCAGCAUUAUAGUAAAUAACAAAUGUAUAGGAAGAGAUUUUCCUUGGACUUACUUUUCACUGGUGAUUGAGUAUGAUGGUACUGACUGCUGGCAGACACUGUGCCAAGACCUAAAACUUCACUAUGUCACCCUUAUAACCAGCCUACAGGAUUCUUCCUUCAUGGUUGGGAAACCUGUAAAUAUCAGUUUUGCUGAUAUCCUUUUUGAUAUUCAAGUUCCCUAUGUAUUCGUGACAUCAGAUGGACUUAUAAACAGACCAGAAAUCCUACAGCUCAUGGAGUCCAGAUAUAAUAUAACCUUUAUUGAAAGAAGCAGUAGUGCAUCCUUGCAGCUGUUUGGAACAACUGACCAAUAUGCAAUCAUAUCUCUAGACUGGUGUACUGCCAUUGUGAUGCAGGACUUAGAGGAAUUGAAAGAUAUGAAGUCUUCAGAGAAACUAAUCCUUAAUCUUGUAGCCCUGUCUCUGCAGUACAGCUGGUGUUGGCUCAUAUUAUAUUCUAAGCAGAGGUAUCAUUCUAUGUACAGUCUUUCUGGAAAUGUAAUAAACAGUCUGGCCUUAAUUUAUGCAUCAAUUCUUCCAUUAGCUUCAAAGUCUGAUGAAUUGGAAGUGAAGGUUUUUAUUAUGCCAGGGGUGGAGGAAACCGCUUUGUUAAUUCGCAAGAUCGCAGACUACACUCUCAUGUCUUAUAAAAAUGACCCUUAUGAGUGGCUGGAUAGAUCGUGGCUGUCUAUUAUGCCUUCUGAGGAAGAACAGUGUUUACUUGCAUUUCCUUGCAUUAAUCCCAUGGUGGCUCAGCUGAUGCUACACAAAGGCUCAUCCUUAAAAUGGCUCCUUUCAGCAUCUAAGGAACAACUUCAAGAAAUCAUGCCGGAUGUGCCAUCAAAAGUGCUAAAGCAUUUCAAUGAAAUUACUUCCUUACAUCAGAUAAGGGCUUCCUCCCAGCACCCAGAUGAUAUGACAUUGUUUGAUAAUAACAAUGUUCCAACUCCGCUAACUGCCAUUAAUAUAGAGGAUAGCUCAAAUGGCAAAACUUUCAGUAACAAACAGACCUACAAUGCAGAUACCAUUCAUGCUUACAGAGAUAAAUUACCAGAAGCAACAACAAAAGGUGUCUCUUUUAAUGAACGAUUCACAUGCUCAGAGGCUGAAACUAUACAAUCCAAAGCGAAUGUACUGAAUGUGUCAGAUAAAGACCAAUUUGUUGGUAGCAGUGCAGAAAGAAGAAGUGAUUCAUCCUUACGAGUGUUUGCAUCAAUGGCUUCAUUUCUAAAUCACCAUACAGAGACAGAAGGUGACAUUAAUCCUUGGCAUUACCAACCGAACAAAACACAGGCCCAUACAUCUUUAUACCUUAAGGGAGAUUUCAGUGUUUCAGCUUUCUCUAGAGAUGCAGAGGAACAUAACAAAGAUUUUGCGCACCAUCUUUUCACAGAUAAUCACGGCACUAGGCAAAAUUCUAGUUUUCAUCCUAAGGGAGAGAGAUUCUUUAUGGACUUACUUAGCCCAAAGCCAAGCCAAAUUUCAAUGUGUUACCCAAAUGAAUUGCCAGACACUGUGUGUACUAACCAUCUUCUGCCUUCAGAAAUGCCUAGGGUCUUGUAUACCCCAAAUCAAAGAACCAAAGCAUUUCAUCUUGCCCAUUUAUCGAGAGAAUGCUACGACUUAACUGAUGAUGAAAAUAGUGGUUUAACAGAUGCAGAAAAAUCAAAAGGAAACCAGUAUUUCCAGCGAUCUCAACCCAAGAGAAGAAAGCUCUUAUAUGAAAGAAUUCCAGGACGAUGUGAUGGGCAAACUCGACUAAAGUUCUUCUGAAUGACAUGUAGUCGGCUGUACUUCAUAUGCUGAUGGUUCUUCCUUUAUUACUGGAUGUAUUUAUUAAGCAACAGAAAAGCCCAUUUUAUUUUGCCGUGAUCCCCUAUAGAACAGCAGUAUAGCUAUUAACUAUUGAUACAUAUUGCCACCUCAAAUUGAGCAAGUUUAUAAUAAAGUACCUCUACACACUU